Molecule: messenger RNA, 3275 nt
Organism: Hippoglossus stenolepis (Pacific halibut)
Lineage: Eukaryota; Metazoa; Chordata; Actinopteri; Pleuronectiformes; Pleuronectidae
Gene: sdc2
Product: syndecan 2
Exons: 5
Coding region: 362-1003 (213 amino acids)
Biological process (GO): cell migration
Cellular component (GO): membrane; cell surface
Source: RefSeq, a predicted model, not a curated record
AGAGAGAGAGAAGUAGAGCGGCGUGCGGCUCGUGCGGAUUUCAGUGACACCACACAGCACGCGGAGGACUUUGCAGAUUGAACGGGGAGCUUUAUUUAAACUCUGUCACUAAAACAAAAAUAAAGAGAAGAAGAAGAAGGAGUAAAGGAAGAAGGAGAAGGAGAAGAAGUGUCGGGAGAGAGGAGGAGGAGGAAUAUCCAAAAAACGCAACACGUAUCCGGUGGAUCCAGAGAGAGAGAGAAGCGGCUGGAGCAGGAGAAGAAGAAGGAGAAGAAGGAGAAGGAGAAGAAGAAGAGGGGGAGAGAUUUGACAUUUUAACGCCUGUCGCGACGCGUUUUUCACUGAAUCGUUCAGAGGAAUAAUGAGGAACGUUUGGAUAAUUUUGACCCUCGGCCUCGCCGCCGUCCUCUCCGGGGAAAGGAUAGCAGAAGCAGCCAAGUCGUCCUCUCAGGCUGAUGACUUGUACCUGGAUGACACAGGCUCAGGAGGUUAUUACCCUGAAGAUGAUGACGACUUUAACUCAGGGUCUGGCUCAGGAGUGGGUGAAGAAGUGGUGAAGGAAACGGUGACUAUCAGCACGGUUUAUUUCGAGCCCAAUGCAGCACAGCCCACCCAGGACUCCACCAAAGAUUUCACUCCCAGGGUGGACUCGGCUACGGUCAGAGAAAAGACACGCGACAGCACGCCCAGGAAACCAUUCAGAACAGAGGCACCAGUGCCAGUUACAGAGGACAUGCAGAAGAACCAGAUGACCAGUACGACCAGUGCCCCCGGCUCACCCCAGGAGGCCGUUGAGGUUCACACUGAAAACCUCUUCCAGAGGACAGAGGUGUUGGCAGCUGUUAUCGCAGGCGGCGUGAUCGGCUUCCUGUUCGCCAUCUUCCUCAUCCUCCUGCUCGUCUACCGCAUGAGGAAGAAGGACGAGGGCAGCUACGACCUGGGAGAGAGGAAACCCUCCGGCGCAGCCUAUCAGAAGGCCCCGACCAAGGAGUUUUAUGCAUAAGGUCCCGCCCCCCACCUCCCAUCACCACAUUGACAAAUCUCAAGUGACUGUUGAAAAAAAAAAAGAAAAACGCAGUCCACAACAACAACAACAACAACAACAACAAAAAUCUCUUCACACACAGCAAGAAACGACAACAAAAACAAUUGUUUUCAAAGUUGAUUAUGGAAAAAUAGCUUAAAGGAAAAGCUUUUGCAUAGAGUAUUGUAGGUGAGACCUUUUCUUUCUUCUUUUUUAAAAAAAUGAAAACCAAGCAUUUCUCAUUUUAUGGCAAAUCUCAGUGUAUUUAAACAUUUUGUGUAUUAUUUGAAAAGGCUGGAAAAAAAAUAAUAAAAACAGGAUCCGUUAAAAGGCGAAGAGGCCGAUCGCUUCUGUCGGAGGAGCAGUUUUUAGUCGCUGACUACUUUUAACUGUAGCAGUGUGUUAUUUGUAAAGAAAAACAAUUUAAAAGUGGAGAUAAUUGAAAAUAAUUAUCCUGUAUCAAUCCUACGUUCAUUUUUAUUUUUUUUUAUUUUGUCCUAGCAUGUCUGAUGUUAAUCUCUAAAGGUGUACUUCAUUAAUUUAUCUUUUCUCUGAUGUUUAAAAAAAAAAAAAUUGCCUUUGUAGUUUUGAUGAAGCUUUUUGAUCUUCAUAUUAACGCUGUUAAUGGUCAAUGUAAAUGUUUCUCCCCUUCAGGUUACAAUGUUUAUUAUUUGCUCUCACAUCCGUUUUUUUUUGUUUUGUUUUUUUAGUCAAACGUGAGCGUCUCAUUAUGUCGUGUUGAUUUUGUUCGUCUCUUCUCGGUGUAGCCUUUCUUUUUCUCGACAGCGUUUUUAUUUUCACAACCAGGAAUCGGUCUUUACAAAAAAAGAAAGAAAAAAUAAUAAUGUGUCAGGGCUCGAUGAAUAAUCACAAACCUUGUUUCUCUUCUUUUCUAUUUAAAUGCAUUUCUCUCUCCCUCUCUCUUUCUCUCUCUCUUUCUCUCUCUCUCUCUCUGACAUUGCACAUUCACUGCUUUUGCUUCCCUCUGCCAUCGAGCAGCUUUGCGUGUGUCAAGCGUUUUUCGGGGUGACGUUUUCUUCUCUGUGGCUUGUGGUGUUUUUUCCGGCCCAUAGCCACCUACGUCCUCAGCGUGUCCCUUCAGUUUACUGACUGCCCCCCCCCUUCUCUUUCCCUCUGUUUACCCUCCCUCUCCCACCUUCUUUUUAAUCAGACUUGAGAAGGGCCCACCUCCCACCCUCCUCCAUCACCAAUCUCUUUUUCUCAGCUGUAUGGAGCCCACCCCCCCCCCCCGGGCAGCCUGGUGCUAUUGUCCGACUCCCAGUGUUGACGGUUUUAGGCCCAAAGACCUGCUCGGUGAAGUCCUGCUGCUGCUCGGCCACAAACAAGCAAGACUAAGGCUGAACUCCCCCCCUUUCACUCACACACAUGCAGAGCACAUACGGUUUCUCUGCAGCAAACAACCCCAGAACGCCCCCCACCCACCCACCUACCCUUACCUCUUUUCAAAAAUAGCAUUUUGGUAAAAGAUGGGUUGUCGUUUUGAUGCAUCCCCAAAGGAGACGGCCACAAAAUGGUAGAACACCAAUUAAAUACAAAGGUUAAUGUCUUUUCCUUUUUUCGUUAACGUCCACUAACUUGCUCUGAAGAGACUCGAGUGUCGUGUCCGACAGGUUUGUGAAGUUGCCUUUCUCAGCUGUACAGUAACGUGAAGUAGUCGCAGUAGAUGCUGUCACAUCGUCUAAACUCCUAACACCACCCACAUGCAGCUGUUAGUCCCUCUACCUCUCCAUCCCUCAUGUUCCUUCCAUCCUCAAAACCCCCACCCCACCCCAUGUCUGUUCUCCUUUCUUGUCACAGGACCUAAGGUACUGAACUACUCUGAAAAACCCAAAGACUCACAGUAUUUCCACCCACACCUUCUCCCCUCCACCAUGGCCACAUCAUUUUGUUUCCCCAUUCUCUCUCUUUUUCUUUCCUCUUUCUCUCUUUAUUAGAGAUCUGACCUUUGAGUCCAAUCGCUUAUUAGUAUAUGAAAAGAUAUAUAAAUAUAUAUAAAUGUAUAUUCACAAAUGUUUUAAACCUUCAAAGUGCCUACCAUUUGGAAAUGUACUUGCUCGGGGUGAGCAUGUGGCGGGUGUGUACACAAAGGAGGGGUGUAAACGACUUGACUGGCAUUCUGUGAGCAUGGAUGACUGUAAUGGUAACUUUUUUUUUAGUCUUACAAAAGCUGACAGUAUUGUACCUAUAAAUUGAAACAACACUACUGAAUAAACAUUGUGGCCUAAUACCA